AUGAAGGUGUUCAUCCUAUUAGCCAUUUUUGGCCUGGCUUCUGCCCUUGUCCACCAACACAAGAUCCAAUGGAGAGAAUCCAGGAAGAUGGAGUUGCUCCGUAGUGGAGAGUACGCUGCUUAUGUGGAAUAUCAAGAGAAAAUACGCCCGUCCUCCCCAAAAAUGCUGGCCAGUCUUCCACAAAAAGUCAACGACUUUGGAGAUUACGAGUACCUCGGAAACAUUACCAUUGGUACUCCAGACCAGAGCUUCAUUGUUGUGUUGGAUACCGGAUCGGCGAAUUUGUGGAUUCCAGGACCCACUUGCACAACUAAUUGCAAUAAGAAGAGCAAAUUCGAUUCUACCAAAUCUAGUACUUUUGUUAAGAAUGGACAGUCUUGGGUGAUCCGGUACGAGUCUGGAGAUGCUGCGGGUAUUCUUGGAGAGGAUACUGUCAGAUUCGGAGCCAAGGGUGAAUCCCAACUUGCUAUCCCAUCAACCACCUUUGGAAUAGCUAGCAAAAUAUCUGCUGAUUUCAAACAAGAUGCUACUGAUGGAAUCCUUGGACUUGCCUUCACCUCUCUCGCUGUCGACGGAGUGGUUCCACCCCUUAUCAACGCUAUCAACCAAGGAAUCCUCGAUCAGCCACUAUUCACUGUCUUCCUUGAGCACAGAGGAGCCCUCAACAACGUCGGAGGAGGAGUCUUCACCUAUGGAGCCAUUGAUAACACUAACUGUGGACCAGUCGUCGGAUACCAGCCACUCUCUUCUGCCACUUACUACCAAUUCAAGGCUGCUGGAUUCAAGCUUGGAUCUUACUCUAGCAGCAAGGCCGCUGAAGUCAUCUCCGAUACAGGAACCUCUUUCCUCGGAGGACCAACAAGUGUUGUCGACGGACUUGCCAAGGCAGCUGGUGCCAAGUACGUUGCUCUUGAGGGCGUCUACACUAUCAAUUGUAAUGCGCAACCAGGAACUCUUGAUAUCACCAUUGGAUCCAAUGUCUAUUCUAUUCAACCUGUCAACUACAUAGUUAGCAUUGGAAACGGAAAGUGCGUGUUCGCCGUCUUCAGGUUCGACUCUGGUGGAUUUGGACCAGCUUGGAUUCUUGGAGAUCCUUUCAUCAGACAGUUCUGUAAUAUCUAUGAUAUUGGAGGAAAGAGAAUGGGAUUCGCUCCAUCUCUUCAAAAGUAA
Messenger RNA from Caenorhabditis briggsae, 1170 nucleotides. NCBI's taxonomy places the organism in Eukaryota, Metazoa, Nematoda, Chromadorea, Rhabditida, Rhabditidae. Gene Ontology annotation, biological process: cell death; proteolysis. The transcript is spliced from 3 exons. Gene Ontology annotation, molecular function: aspartic-type endopeptidase activity. Gene Ontology annotation, cellular component: lysosome. The record is from RefSeq and is a predicted model, not a curated record. The coding region runs from base 1 to 1170 and encodes 389 amino acids.